Messenger RNA from Cryphonectria parasitica EP155, 1417 nucleotides. Its product is annotated as aromatic prenyltransferase. Gene Ontology annotation, biological process: alkaloid metabolic process. The transcript has a single exon. The record is from RefSeq and is a predicted model, not a curated record. The coding region runs from base 1 to 1290 and encodes 429 amino acids. Gene Ontology annotation, molecular function: transferase activity, transferring alkyl or aryl (other than methyl) groups. Lineage: Eukaryota; Fungi; Ascomycota; Sordariomycetes; Diaporthales; Cryphonectriaceae.
AUGUUGCGCGCUGCUGAUUACCCACAGGCCACACAACAUGCCUUUCUAUCAUACUAUCGUGAUGCCAUAUGCCCCCUCCUCGGCGAUGCCCCGGACGUCAGUGAUCCAAGUCAGGCCUUGAGCUGGACGUGGGAUGGGUCGACACACGAGUACAGCUUUGAGUUUAAGAAAGGGGACGACAAACCUGAGGUCCGCUUCGUGCUCGACGCCUGCCGCUUGCGCCCGGUAGAUGCAUCCAAUCCGCUUAGUCCGCUGCCAACGGACAUGCUCAUUGAGACGUUUGCAUCUCGUACCCCUGGAUUCGACAGCACGUGGUACCGCGCACUCAAACGGCACUUCGACUACUCACACCUGCCAGCAGACGAACAACAUCGACUGUGCGCCGAGGCUGGACACAUGUCUCCAUUCCUCGUUGGCUUCGACAUCGGCCGCGAGGUCCCAGCGCCUUGGACGCUCCCCGUUGUAGGCAAGGCCUACUUCCUCCCAUGUUUUGCGGCAGCUGCUGAGAAGACCACGCGUUUUGCCACUAUCUGUGCCGCCAUUCGCUCCAUACCAGACAUCGACGCGAGACCCAACAUCCUUUCAUCUCUUUGUGCUAUCGAGGCCUACCUAAAAACCAAGCCACUUGACUGGAUGAACGGUGCACGCUUCCUCGCCACCGACUUUCUGUCACCAGAUGAGGCGCGCCUGAAGAUCUAUUUGCGCUGCCCCAGCACAAACUUUGAAGAUAUCUGGGACUAUUUCACUCUCGGUGGGCGGAUUCCUGGGCUAGAAGAAGACAAGGAGAAGUACCGCGACUUUAUAGAUUUGCUAGGCGGUGUCGCCUCCCGCACUUCCGGAGACAACAGCAAAGAUGAAGGCAUCGAAACGGACAGCCGUCGCAAACUUACGACUCUUUACUUCUCGAUAGACAAUCGGACUGCCAUUCCCUCGCCAAAGAUUGCCUUCUGUGCACGCAACUUUGCGGUAAAUGACACGGUGGUGGCGCAGGGCUUGGACACCUGGUUCACCAAGUACGGGUGGAGUUGUGAUGAGCGUUCGUCAGUCGAAGACCUGGUAACAAAGGCCUUCACACACCGCUCAUUGGACAAAAAGUCUGGAAUCUUCACCUUCAUUGGCUUGGCUCGCAAGAACCCCACAAAGCCUGACCUGAGUAUUCAGACGUAUUUGUGCCCGGAGCUGUAUCACAGCCCGAGGGGUGUUGUUGAGCUUGCGAGGUUUGAAGACCUUGGGACAACACGACCUGUCCACUCCAAGGUCCCUUCUGAAACAGCUCUCAAGGUGUUCUAGUAAAAUGAGAAAACAGACUUAUUGUUCCGGAAGCUUCAUGCGCAGAGGGUCAGAUAUCCAGAUAGUCCAAUUCACGACAUUUGUUAUUCCUUAUUGACAAAACAAAUAUCAGGGACUUAAAUUGGUC